Molecule: messenger RNA, 1237 nt
Organism: Nymphaea colorata (pocket water lily)
Lineage: Eukaryota; Viridiplantae; Streptophyta; Magnoliopsida; Nymphaeales; Nymphaeaceae
Product: endo-1,3;1,4-beta-D-glucanase-like
Exons: 7
Coding region: 338-1054 (238 amino acids)
Molecular function (GO): hydrolase activity
Source: RefSeq, a predicted model, not a curated record
GAGAUAAACCAACGGGGUAACUCCCAAUUUACCAGAGUCCACGAGGCCAGAGUUUCUCAGCGUAAGCGGAUAUUCCUUUUUCUUUUCUUUUCUUUUCCAGCAGCAAAAAGAAGACCGAUUUGAGAUUCCUCCCGACGAUCCGCACCGAGCGUGUUCUCACCAGAUGCGUCAUCCUACCGUAUCUGCCGGUCACUGUCACGUAAAAGCCUAUAAAGAAGGGGAGGAAGAGCGCCCGGCUUAACUCCUCGAAAGUUUGAGGGGACUCCUGAGUCCUGUGUUGGGAGAAACAAGUAGGAAGCCUGUGCUUUUUACUUGUUGAUUGGUUGUUGAGAAGAAAAUGGCAGGCGCACAAUGCUGUGAAAACCCACCUUCACUCAAUCCGAGCUGUGGUGAGGGCUCCGUGGAGUGCCUGGUCGGAAGCAUCAAAGCCUAUGUUACUGGUUCUGUAAGCUCCAAAAAGGCUGUCAUCUUGGCUUCCGAUGUCUUUGGAUUUGAGGCACCCAACCUGAGGAAGCUUGCUGACAAAGUUGCUGCAAGUGGAUUUUUUGUGGUGGUUCCUGACUACUUCUAUGGAGAUCCUUAUGUUCCAGAAAAGUGUGCUAUUCCUGAAUGGGUGAAGAUUCAUGGUCCAGACAAAGGAUUUGAAGACACCAUGCCUCUGAUUGCAGAUUUAAGAAGUAAGGGAAUAUCAGCUAUUGGGGCUGCAGGUUUCUGCUGGGGUGCAAAGGUGGUCGCAGAAUUGACCAAGACUGAUGAGAUCCAAGCUGCAGUCAUGCUGCAUCCUUCACUUGUUACUGUAGAUGAUAUCAAGGAUGUUAAAGUUCCUAUUGCGAUCCUGGCAGCGGAAACUGACCAUAUAUCACCACCUGAACUGAUUAAACAGUUUGAGGAGAUUCUAUCUUCAAAGAGUGAGGUGAAUAGUUUUGUGAAGAUAUUCCUCGGCGUUGCACAUGGCUGGACAGUGAGAUACAAAACUGAUGAUGACGCUGCUGUGAAGAGGGCAGAAGAAGCACAUAGUCACAUGAUUGAAUGGUUCACUAAAUAUGUGAGCUAAGUCCGUGACACUGUUCAACGGACAAGCAUGAGAGUAGGAGCUAGCUGAAGCAAAAACAUGUGUGCGGCUCUUCAUGCUGUUAUGUUCUAUGAAUUUUGUGGUUUGUUUUGUUGAACUGAAUUACUUGAAGGAAGUAAGCUUCUGCCUUGAACAAUAUUACUUUACAAGGUUAUCUUCAGGUAA